Molecule: messenger RNA, 2993 nt
Organism: Athalia rosae (coleseed sawfly)
Lineage: Eukaryota; Metazoa; Arthropoda; Insecta; Hymenoptera; Athaliidae
Gene: Aplip1
Product: JNK-interacting protein 1
Exons: 8
Coding region: 169-1710 (513 amino acids)
Biological process (GO): regulation of JNK cascade
Cellular component (GO): cytoplasm
Molecular function (GO): protein binding
Source: RefSeq, a predicted model, not a curated record
CCCUCCAGCCCCAUUUCAUUUUCGUUUGUAAACUCGGAAUCCGUGGAUAGGCGGUUGCGCGCGUCACCUUCGACUUUUCGAAAUCAAUAGCGUGGCGACGCGUGCGCUGCUUUUACCCGGUCAGGUCGCAUCCUCCGUGGGCCGUCUGCAAGGACCGACGAUUCAAGAAUGGCUGAUACAGAGUUCGAAGAAUUUCGCCACUACUUCGAUAGACUACCGCAACAUCUCAAGGCACCGAUAUCCAAUUACACACUCGUUCACGAUGUCAUGGUCGACGAUUCACCGUCGUCCUCGCAGGACAGCGACGGGGACGUUGGUCGGAUUGGGACCGGUGGGGAUUCGGAAGACGACGAGGUAGUGGCACUGAUUCACCGUAACGGUCCCCACAGCGAGCAGAGUUCGUGCGACGAUGACGAGGAUUUGGAUCAUCACUGUUCCAUCCUAGUGGACAGCGACUUCAGCUUGUUCGAUGGACUGGACAGUAGGAAACGGUCGAUCUGCGGGAGUUUCGGAUCCGGGGGUGGCGGAGGUCUUGGCGGAUCGGGAGAAGGAGGAGGAGGAGGAGGAGAAGGAGGAGGUAGCUGCGGGAGAGAGAGCGUCAUCAGCGACGUCGGGGACUCCUGCUCGAGUCUGAGCCCGUGGCCGACACCGGAACAUGUUUCGGGAAAUCGAAACACCGCGAGCGGAAGCACCGCGAGCGGGGAACGCAGAAGGAGAAGGCUACCGGAAAUUCCCAAGUCCAAGAAAUCGAUAACGAUGUGCCAUUCGUCGUUUCACUCGUCUCCUUCGCUCGCCGACGAGCUGGGGGCAGCUACUUCUGCGGCGGGAAGGCCAUAUCUUGUCCUGAGGAAGUGUCAUCCGAGACUUCGUCACGAGGAUAGCUCACCGGACAGCGAGCGGAUGACCACCGACAGUGGUCACUCCACGGCGCAUUCACCGGACAAUGGACCAAAAAGCGUGUCCCCGAUCCCUUGCAGUGCCAUGCAGAACACCAACUCCGUGUCGCCGAGCAGUACGCCAGGUAGCAGCGGCGUUCCCUUCACGCAACUGGAAUUGCUGGAGGCGACGCAUCGUGGGUUGCACAAAUUCGUACCACGGCAUCACGAUGAAAUUGACUUGGAGAUCGGAGAUCCUAUCUAUGUGCAGAAGGAGGCCGACGAUCUCUGGUGCGAAGGUGUGAAUCUGAGAACCGGUCGGCAAGGCAUUUUUCCAUCGGCAUACGCGGUGGACAUGGACUACAGUGAUUUCGACCCGUCAGCGCCAAAGGUGAAACGGGAACGAUACCUCCUGGGGUAUCUCGGCUCGGUGGAAACCCUCGCUCACAAGGGGACGGGGGUCGUGUGCCAAGCGGUGCGCAGAAUAGUCGGUAGUCCCAACCAGCAACCACCGGUUUCGCAGAGCUGCAUCCUGGAAGUUUCUGAUCAGGGUCUGCGGAUGGUCGAUCGAAGCAAACCUCGGAAAAACAGGGGUCCGUGCCACGACUAUUUUUACUCGCUGAAAAAUGUCUCCUUCUGCGCCUUUCAUCCCCGGGAUCAUCGCUACCUUGGCUUCAUCACGAAGCACCCAACGUUCCAGAGGUUCGCCUGUCACGUCUUCAUAGGUCAAGAGUCUACGAGGCCCGUCGCCGAAGCUGUUGGGAGAGCAUUUCACCGGUUCUACACGAAAUUCAUCGAGACUGCUUUCCCCAUAGAGGACAUUUAUAUAGAAUAAAAAUCCGGACUAUACAUAUAACAAGCGCUGAAUAAUUUCGCCCUCUUGUAUAUACUGUAUUCUCUCCCGGCUUAACGAUAAGAGAUUCUAGAGACGUGUUCAGCCGCCGCAGAAGAUUUCAUGCGCCGGUACGCCAAAGCAAUUUGCUGAUAUUAUGUUUGUAUUAAUUCCACGGUGGCUAAGCACCCCGUCUAGAUCGAGGAGCAACGGAUAUGGAAAAUUCAAAUUUCACGGUGGACGAUAAUUAUUUCGAGUUUUUGUUCGAACCGGUGGGUCUUCACGCGAGCUCAGCUUCACGCAUAGUGUAUCAUGUUAAUCGCUAAGAUCGAGCUUAUUGAAUUUUCACGACUGGCCUCUCUCGAUGGAAUAUCUCUCGCGCACGUCGAGGGUCUCGAAUGAUUCCGACCAGCGCUGAUGACGUUAAUGACACAGUAUAGUUGACGCGACGAAGAGAAAACAAUGAAGCCUUAACGAUACCGCCACGGACGUAUCGAGUGGACGAGUGAUAUAUGUUAUACUUCUGACGCAUACCUCAUUACAUAUCGUUUCAUUAAUUUCUUUGAGCGACAGCACAGGCCUGCUGACGAGUUGUUUUCAUUUCAGAACAAACGUGACUUUUCGCAUAUUGAUUUCAGCAGGAGUCGGGAAGAGAUCGAAUUAAUUUUUUUCAACAAGAAAUCGCGACGUCCUCGAGGAAAAAGGACGUGCGGAUGAUUUUUGAAUUUCGGCUACGCUACACAGACUACGUGUAAAGAUGUCUUCUUAAAUUUGCAGGCCUGUGCAAUUCAUCGUCGGAUUCACACAACAUUUUCUAGUAUAACGUGAUUAUGUAUCGUUACCUUGACAUUUUCCCUCAGUUCUUAAGAGUAAAAUAUGGAUUGAAUUAUUAACGAACAUACUUAUGCGGACUUGUGAAACAAAUUUUUCUAAUUUUUUAUAACCAUAUAUAUAUAUUGUAUGAUCAUCAAAAAUAUGCAUCCAACGUACUUCAAUCAUGCAGCGAUCCGUUGGCGCAACAGGUGGGAUAUUUUUGGGGAUCGAUGAGACGUUCUGAGUUUGCCGAAUGGGGUACACCCGAAUCUACUUUUUGUCGAUUUACUCGAAUUAAAAUCAGUGACUAUUGACCAUUGAAUAAUACAAUUAAAGAAAUGUGCCCGAACUUAUCCAUGUAUUGCCGCGACUAAGAUGUAAAUGUAUAUGUCAAGCAGCAAUCUAAUAAUUGUAUACAGUGAGUGGGAUGUAACCAUGACGUGCAUCUGUGGAAUAAAAUUACUUAACAAGUA